This is a messenger RNA of Fraxinus pennsylvanica, 975 nucleotides long. Lineage: Eukaryota; Viridiplantae; Streptophyta; Magnoliopsida; Lamiales; Oleaceae. The record is from the annotation of a GenBank genome assembly.
AUGAGUCUGUUAGCCAUUAACGUAGCUGAAUCUCCAGUGAAAAGUGAGGGUUUACAAGAUGAACUCAGGGCUUUUGAUGCUACAAAAACUGGUGUGAAAGGAUUAGUAGAUGCUGGGAUCGAAAACAUCCCAAAAAUAUUCAUUAGACCAGCUGAUGAAGUUGCCGAGGAAUCAAAUUAUGGGCACAGCAAUUUACAGGUUCCCGUCAUUGAUCUUAAUGGUAUAGAAGCAGAUGAUCAGCGAAGGAAGAUCAUCAGUGAAGUGAAAAAUGCAUCAAAAGAGUGGGGAUUUUUCCAAGUGGUGAAUCAUGGGAUUCCUCAAACUGUUUUAGACUCCAUGCUUGAUGGAGUAAGUAGAUUUCAUGAACAAGAUGCAGAGGAAAAAAAGAAAUUUUAUUCUCGUGAACCAAUGAAGAAAGUGAAAUAUUAUGGCAAUAUUGACCCGUUUAGAAAGCGUGCAGUUUGGAGGGACACAUUCACCAUCUCUCUGAUGACCUCGUGUGACAUUGAGCCCGAUGAAUUGCCUGUGGUUUGCAGAAAUUCAACAUUUGAAUACAUCAAUGAAGUUACAAAGUUAGGGAAAACUCUAUAUGAGUUAUUAUCUGAAGCUCUAGGCCUGAAAAGAGAAUACCUAGAAGCGAUGGAAUUCCUACGAGACAACCAGUGGAUUGACGUACCACCCCGUCCUGGGAGCUUCGUAAUCAAUAUUGGUGACAACCUUCAGAUGGUUUCAAAUGACGAGUUUAAAAGUGCUUGGCAUAGAGUGCUAUCCAACCAGGUCGGACCAAGAAUUUCGGUGGCAUGCUUCUUGGCCGGAGUCAUGGAUCCUACGAAGGUCUAUGGUCCAAUCAAAGAGUUGAUAUCUGAAGAAAACCCCCCUAUAUACAAAGACUUUACAGUAAAUGAGCAUUUGGCCAAGUUCUAUUCAAAGCCGAUUGGAAAAUCAUGCCUAGAUGAUUUCAAGUUUAAAAAUUAG